Durusdinium trenchii is the source of this 2456-nucleotide messenger RNA. The record is from the annotation of a GenBank genome assembly. Lineage: Eukaryota; Dinophyceae; Suessiales; Symbiodiniaceae.
GUGGGUUUAGCUUUGGAGGCUUCGUUUUGGGCCUGGCCUACUGGGUGAUGGCUUGGUUCCUAGUAGAAAUACCCUUGUUACUAGUAGCUUCUUGUUCCUAGUAGCGAUGCCAGGAGCUACUAUAGUAGCGUCCUUGUUACUAAUCGCGAUGCCCUUAGUAAUCCUUAUAGUAACGAUGGCUUUGGGGAGAGAGGUUCAAGUACGGACUUUUCGCUCCCAGCGGCUGCAGGAGCUGGUGAACCAAGGGAGUUUCACGUUUCACUGCAGAGGUUGGCAACGAGUCUUCGCGGACGACCGAUCCGUUGGCCGAAGACCGACCGGCUCCCGUUUCCGCGGAAACGGGCCACCACCGGUUUCGGUGUGCGAUCACGCAGAAUCGGAUCGGUAGCGGAACGGACACGGGGCGGUGUGCGGCACGGGGAGCCGCGUGCGGUUCCGCGACGACGUUUGGAGGGUCGAAGCUCCGGAUUUGGGGGCCUUUGUUCAGGACGAUCGAAAGACUGGACGAGUGCGAUGCUGAAAUGUCCUUCAUGAAGUUGGGAAAAGUAGGGUCGAACUGGACUUCUAGGGUAUGGCAUGGUAUGACCAUGUUGAUGGUCCUUCUUGGUAGCUGCUUUUGGAAUUAGUCGUUUUGAGAUUCAUCCCUUCUAAGGCUUCUCUACCAGCUGUUCGCGAUCCUUUUUUUCACCAAUGUGGAGGGCUGGACUGCUGUUGAGGCGAUCUACUUCUCAAUGGUCACCAUGUCCACCGUGGGUUAUGGGGAUUUGGCACCCACCAUUUGGUAUUCGCAGUUGCUGGGCAUUGGCUUCAUUUUAGUUGGCAUCAUCGUGGUGUUUGGACAACUUGGCGAAGUAGUUGGAUUCGUCAUAGAACCAUUCUUCGAUAAGAUGCGUGAAGUGCUGGAUCGGAUCUGGAAGCCAACAGAGAUCGAGAUCAAGGAAGGCAACAAGGUCCUGAAAAAGAUCAAGGUGCCAGCGAGACCGGUCAUCUACUUCACCAAGGGCCUCAUUGGUCCUUUGAGUAUUCUGCUGCUCUUUCAAUUCCUCUCCGCCAUCAUUUUUGUCUUUGUCGAACCGGGGUGGGACUUGUGGACCGCCUGGUGGUACGUCAUGGUCACGGCCACCACCGUAGGAUAUGGUGACUUCUCUGUCUCCCGAACCAACAAUGAUGGUGGGCUGAUUUGGGCCUCACUUCACAUUCUUCUGUCCUGCAGUUUGUUGGCCGCGCUGAUUGGAGACAUUUCAGAGCUGAAGCAAGAACGAAGGGAGCAGUUGAUCCAGAUCAAGCACUACUUAAAGUGCCACGAGCCGGAGACUUUACAAGCUUUGGACAAGGAUGGCGAUCAAAAGCUGCGCAAGGAGGAGUUUGUCCUAGGGAUGCUGAAGAAGAUUGGCAAGCUGGACAAGGAGGAUGUGCAGUUCAUCGAGGCCAUUUUCGACAACAUCGAUGCGGUCGAUGGCGUUCCGGAUGGCUCCGUGAACACGGAGAAGUUUGAGAGAGCUGAAGUGCGAAGCAAGAUGUCCACGGAGAGAGAGCUCGCUUGGAAGAAGUUGAGCUUUUGUGUCAAGCAGGAGCUCAAGUACAUGGACGUGAGAAAUGCCAUGAAGGAAGAAGUGCGGCCAACAUCCAAGGUGGCUCCUGCCAAGGUGGAUGACGCUCCUCCCUUGCCACCGCCAGCUGAGGCACCACCCACACCCACGCAGCACACCCAGGGUGGCUGCACGUGCAACGUGCACUACAUCUACCCACCCACGCCAUGUCCCUCCUACCAAGUGACCAACGCAGCCCCACCCGGCUCACCCAGCUCACCCUUUUCACCCACGCCCUGUCCAUCCUACCAGGUGUGUCCAUCCUAUCAGCCUGUGCUCCGCUAUCCACCGCCACCACCAUAUCCACCACCUCUGCCCAGCACUGGAGUUUGGUACAUGACCUAUUGAGGCCGAAGCUAAGCCUGCUUUGCUCCCGAAAGGCGAUGCCACACCUGAAAGGGUGUGUCCGCUGUCGCCGUGUAUCCUUUGACCCCGCUGAAGAAACGCGGGUGCAGAGCAACAAAUGUUGCUCUGAGCUUUAUGUUGCUCACACCUAGGAGCUUUUCGCAAGAAUAGUAGAUGUCAAACAUCUUCUUCUGAGCCGCCGUCUUUGAUUUCAUCAAGCACUGCCAAACAGUAGUUUUGAGCUGGGAAGCCAAAAACACGAAACAUCAAACCGUUUUCUGUCCGAAAACAGCGGCCAAGCGUUUUUCUCUCGUGAGACAAAGUGUUUGACCAACUCUUUGGUCGAGACAGGCUUGUUGCCCCUCUGAAGAGGAAGCAAAGAACGCUGCCAGGGUUCCUGGCCUUGUAAGAAAAAGACUUAAUUCUGAUAUGCUCUUAGGUUGGAGGCCAUCGCUAGUAGGUUGGAGGCCAUCGCUAGUAGGUUGGAGGCCAUCGCUAAUCCCUAAACUGGUAACACCCUGC